Molecule: messenger RNA, 2623 nt
Organism: Protopterus annectens (West African lungfish)
Lineage: Eukaryota; Metazoa; Chordata; Ceratodontiformes; Protopteridae
Gene: CDK6
Product: cyclin dependent kinase 6
Exons: 8
Coding region: 524-1555 (343 amino acids)
Biological process (GO): regulation of gene expression; G1/S transition of mitotic cell cycle; signal transduction
Cellular component (GO): nucleus; cyclin-dependent protein kinase holoenzyme complex; cytoplasm
Molecular function (GO): ATP binding; cyclin-dependent protein serine/threonine kinase activity; cyclin binding
Source: RefSeq, a predicted model, not a curated record
AGCCAGCGUGGGAAAGCACAAAAAAGGCAGGGAAGAAAGAGGUUGCUGCAAUACAAGACUAGAAGCCUCUCGGAGGGCAUAAAAGGGAAUAAAGACAACAGAAAUGCAGAGCUAAAAAUGCUCAACAAUCUCCCAAGCCAUAGGCAUACAGUAUCAUCGCUUGCUAGAAGUUUGGGAGUUUAAUAUAUGUGUGUGCAGCUUUUAAGGGGGGUAGCAUAGCCGCCCAGUGUUGUCAUUUGCAUGAAGCUGGGCUGCGAAAAGAUGAGUCCACCACAGGCAGACUGAGUUUUCUACCUGUGUGGGCCAGAAUGAGAGAGCUGCCAGUCUCUGAAGAUACUUAAAGCCUUUGUUGUUUUAUAUUAAGAUUUACGGUGGUUUGGGUAUUAUCAUUUAUCUAUUUAAUUGGAUUGCUAUCUCAUUCCCUAUUGGCAGUUGCAUGUCUAAUAUUCAUUUUUAUCAGAUGUGAUCGGACGCUUGUUUGCUUCCUUGGUAAAAUGGCAUUGUAAGCACUUGGGUGGCCUGAAUGAACUGCUUGGCAAAACCUGGAUUAUACCUUAAGUUAAAAACUGCCCCGCCGAAGGCGAAUAUGGAGAAGGAGAAUUCGCAGGGCGAGCAGUAUGAGUACGUGGCGGAGAUAGGUGAAGGCGCAUACGGCAAGGUGUUCAAGGCCCGCGAUCUCAAGAACGGAGGGCGUUUUGUCGCCCUCAAAAGGGUGAGGGUGCAGACGGGCGAGGAUGGCAUGCCACUCUCCACCAUCCGAGAGGUGGCAGUGCUCAAACAGCUUGAAACCUUCGAGCACCCCAACGUGGUCAGGUUAUUUGAUGUUUGUACAGUGUCAAGCACAGACCGGGAGACAAAGUUAACACUUGUUUUUGAACACGUUGACCAAGACUUAACUACUUAUCUGGCAAAAGCACCUGAGCCUGGAGUUCCUCCAGAGAUAAUUAAAAAUAUGAUGCUACAGUUGUUAAGUGGUUUGGAUUUCCUACAUUCACACCGAGUUGUACAUCGAGAUCUGAAACCUCAGAACAUCCUUGUCACCAGUAAUGGACAGAUAAAGCUAGCAGAUUUUGGACUUGCCCGUAUAUACAGCUUUCAGAUGGCUCUAACCUCUGUGGUUGUCACUCUCUGGUAUCGGGCACCUGAAGUCCUUCUUCAGUCAAGUUAUGCUACACCUGUUGAUCUCUGGAGUGUUGGCUGUAUAUUUGCAGAAAUGUUUAAGAGAAGGCCCCUUUUCCGUGGAAAUUCUGAUGUUGAUCAGCUAGGAAAAAUCUUAGAUGUUAUUGGUCUUCCAAAUGAAGAGGACUGGCCAACUGAUGUAGCACUGCCGAUGCAUGCUUUCGCUCCACGGACCCCUCAACCCAUAGAAAAUGUUGUACCAGAUAUUGAUGAACUAGGAAAAGAUUUGCUGCUAAAAUUUCUGACAUUCAACCCAUCAAAAAGGAUAUCUGCCUAUAAUGCUUUGUCUCACCCAUAUUUCCAAGACCUUCAGAAAAGUGAAGAUAAAGAGGCUCCAUCAUCAAGCCAGACUCCAUCAGAAGCAAGUGCAGAGUAAUGUGUUUCCUGGCUUUGGAAACAAGAGAGAAGUAAAAAGAAAAUAACUCUUCUGCCAUUCCAGCAGUAGCAGUAAUGAGUGCAUAUCUGGCUAAACUGAAAUAACGGCCAACUGAUUAUAAUGCUGCUUUUUUCCAAUAUCUCCAAGACAUAUAUGUAGGCUGCUUUCAGAAAAUUGGUGCAAGAACUUUUGCAACUUUUUUUUAACUUAAUGGCUUGGAGUUCUCUAGACAACAAAACGGUGCUGAGCACAUUUACUGCCAUUUUAUCCUUUGGCCAUUGUUACUGCCAUUUUGAAGCACUUAAAAUGAGUCACUGCCAGAGAGUCUACAAUUUUCCUUGCAGCUGCUAAAAUAUUCACUUGAUUCUAUUUUAAGUGCUGUGACUAAGCAAGUACAGGCUGAAAUCUGUGCCUCCUGCUUGAUAGUGAUAGCUGGAUUUUUUUCAGGAAUGUUUUAGAGACCUAUUUGACUUGCAUAUAACUUGAAAAUGAUAAUGAUUCUGGGUAUUUUAUUUCUUUCCCAUGCAGGAAACCACACUAUCACUGUUCUGCAACUGUAACAAUGCAUUUGAGUUCAAGUCAAAAAACUAUAUUGCUGAUUCCUGUGGGAAUGAUAUAAUGGCUUGUAUACAUUGCACAGGCAAUGGUGCAAUGUGCAGAUAUUGCAUCUGUGUUUCUUUCAGUCAGUCUGCUGUGUGUCUUGUUUGUUUUGUCUGUUUCUUUCCAUUGUUUGCAAAAAUAAUUAAAAAGAUGCACAGAAAUACACUGUGAUUUUUAAGGGGUACUUUUUCUUUUAUUGCAAUUUACCAGUGUACAAUUUUUUUUCAUAAGUAACUGUAAAGCUAAUAGCCAUCAAUUGGUUAUUAGGACUGAUAUAGCCCACUUUUCUUGCCUUCCUGUAGGUAUUGGGUAGUGUCUGCCUAUCUUCAGGAAGACUGAGACUGAAACCAUUGCCCACUGGUUAGUAAAGUAGCAACAGCUUUGUAUUUUGUUUGAAAUAAUUAACAUACUAAAAAGAAUAGCCUGCAGUGGUAUAAAAUAAAAGAUGCUACAGUGUGUAAAACUUGA